UGAUUCGAUGAAUAAAGCUUCCGUUAUCUCAAUCUCUCCCUCCAUCCUGUGACAUUAGAUUUCAAAACUGUCAUCUUAUCCCAUCCUAUUGUAUGGUUGUGUAUAAUAGCGUGUGGUGAGUGGUAUAGCUGAACUAUUCUCCAGAUCCUCACUAUCUUAUUCGGGUCAACUAAUUUAGGUUUUUCUAGGUUAAUGUGUUUGGCUAGUCCGACUGCACCCGUUUUACUACUUUGACCUAUGUAUUUAACCUGACAGUCAUUCCAGCAUGGUAUUAGCUUGUUUCAGAAGAAACCUACAGUGGACCUUAUAAGCCGAAUGAAGCCAUUUUUAGGUAAAGGUGGCAAUCAAGUAAUUCAACUAAUGAGUUACCUUACAUGUACACUAAUAAUUCUACAAUCAUUUGAAUAUUGUAAAGCAUUUGUCAAUCUAUAUGAGGAAAGAGAAAUACAACAAGAAUCUAGACAAUCAUAUGCUUAUCAACACACAAACUCCACAUAUGAUGUAGCCAAAGAAAUACUUCCAGUUAAACUAUUGAUUAUCGCCUUAUAUUCAUGUAUCACAUUGAUGGGUGUUACAGGUAAUCUACUAGUUGUCUGGAUUGUAUUACGUGUCAAACCAUUACAGACUAUUACAAAUAUAUUUAUUGCCAAUUUAGCUGUCUCAGACAUUUUAAUGAGUCUUGUUGCUACACCAUUCACUCCUCUAUCAUUAUAUAUGAGCAACUGGACACUACCUGAGGCUGUUUGUAAACUUUUACCAACUACAAUGGGUGUAUCGGUGUAUGUGUCCACAUUGACAUCAAUGGCGAUAGCAUUAGAUCGAUUCUUUGUUAUUGUUCAUCCAUUUCUACCAAGAAUGAAAAUAUGGUUAUGCUUUAUUAUUAUAUUCACUGUAUGGAUAAUAGCUGUACUCAUUUCAAUGCCAUUAGCUGUUUAUCAACAAAAGCAUAAAGAUCCAAUGAAUAAUGUAUCAAGUUGUCGAGAGAAUUGGCCUAAAGAAUCCUCACGUGAAGUAUUUACAAUUGUUAGUUUUGUAUUACAAUUUGUUGUACCAUGCAGUAUUAUCUCAGUGUGUUAUUUCCGCAUAAGUUUACUACUACGCUCUCGACUGCAUACACAAAUUGGUAGUGGGACAAAAACACAAAUGAAAGAAGAAAGAGAGAUCAAACGUAAACGUCGAACAAAUACAAUGUUAAUAGCAAUGGUUGUGAUAUUUGUUAUAUGUUGGAUACCGUUGAAUAUCUUAUGGAUGGUAAUGGAUGUACACAGUGAAGAACAUAUGAAUGAUGUACAAAGUUCAAAAAAUUUCAGUCUAAUCUUUUUUGUCUGUCAUCUGUUAGCAAUGAGUAGUGCUGUAUAUAAUCCAUUCUUGUAUGCAUGGAUGAAUAAUAAUUUUCGUAAAGAAUUUCAUCGUAUUGUACCGUGUUUCUUUUUAAAGCCAAGAUAUCAUUCAAAUCAAAUGACAACACAAACUAUGGGUGCUGAAUAUACAGCUGUACGCAUAAAUUAUCUUAAUUCAACUGUACAACCACCAUCUGUUUUAAUUAGAGUUAGUGAAGAAAUAAAAGACACCAGUCAUCAGAUAACAUCGAAUGACUUAGGCGCUGAUCAACAGCAACAACAACAACAACAACAACAUCACCCACAGCAACAAUAUGAUGAGGAUAUUACUUUCGUUGAUUCUGUUAAUCACGAAUCAAAAGAACACGAAAAUGCAAUUCAAGUAGAGAGUAAAGUAGAAGAAACAAUAUGUCAUAAUAAAUUAAAUAAUAAAAUAAGUCAAGUAAAUAAUGAUUUAGAAAAUCAAACUAAAAAACAUGAACAUAUUGAUAACAUUGAGAAUGUUAACUGUUCACAAACAUCUCUUCAUAAAACACUUGAUCAUUGAACAUACACACACUACACGCUAUAUAUGUAUAAAUAUGUGUAUAUGUAUGUGAUAUCUAUGGUGUAUUUCCGAUUGUUUUCUUAUCAAUCAAAUGAACACAGAUUUUUCUGUUCACCUUAUGUUCUUAAUAGGUUUUAUUGAAAUAUUUUUGUGUUUUAAACUUCUGUGUUUUUUUUCUAACUGCGCGCUUAAUUCAUUUUUACAUUUGUUGUUACUGUUAUUUGUUGUUGUCGUUGUUGUUGCUGUAUGCCACAGGAAAAUGUCUCCCUUAAGUGUGUGUAUGUGUGUGUAUAUGUGUACGUGUUUAUCCUUAUCACUCUGUAAAUUGUUUUAAGCAAAAGGAAUGAAAAGAUGCUAUUUUUAUUUCAUAAAUUAUUGAACAUAAAGAAAAUCAAUAAACAAAAUGAUCUCUUGUUCUGUUAUUGCUGUUGUUGUUGUUGUUUAAAUACAAAACAAACAAGAUGGCGCUGCUUCAAAUUCGUGAUGUAACAAAAAAGGCAUUACUUUUCGUCAUAUAUCCUUAAAUCAGAUUUAAUACUUGCAAGUUAAUUUCCAAUUUAUACAGUUCGAGGAGGUGAAAUUCACCACAACUUUCUUUGGAAACUGAUUUUAUUCCGAUCACAGUAUGUGAUCUGGUUGAUAACAUAAUAUGUGAUCGAGAAAGCGAGUAUAUUUGCAUAAACUAUAUACUACUGAUAGACUGAGGUAAGUAGUUGUAUACCACUAUCCAGACGAUCGAAACUGCUGUUUGGUAUUUAGACCACUUCAUUGUGGCUAGCAAACACUAGUGGUUGAUGUGAGUGGUAUAGAACUACUCACUUCAUCAAUCAGUAGUAUGUAGUUUUAAUCAUUUGUUUCUACU
Molecule: messenger RNA, 2749 nt
Organism: Trichobilharzia regenti
Lineage: Eukaryota; Metazoa; Platyhelminthes; Trematoda; Strigeidida; Schistosomatidae
Source: the annotation of a GenBank genome assembly